GUGUUGUUCUAUGGGUCUGAGAGAGGCUACAGUAACAUUCCCGUCAAGGUGUUUUCAGAGGGUAGAAGUAAGCAUACUAAGAAAAAAAGCGGUGGGGGGUGGAAACUAAAUACCUCUGGUUUUUAAACCGCUGUAAUUCUACCAACAAAGAGAAGGGGGUCCGAGACUGUUUUAGCUUAACUGAAAUGCGUUUUUAAUCAAAUACAUUCGUUUUGGAUUUUAAACCCGCGUGUUUUUUUUUCAUGCAGUGAAUAAACUUUCUUAGGGGCGGGUUUACUUUUUACCCCAGUCUGUCUAUUCGCGUCAAGCAGGCGUCACCACCCCAUUUUUGGGGAGUUGGUGCGCUCCUUACCUCAAACUCAACUGGAUGGAAAUCCGUGGACACAAAGUCCCAAGUUAUUUCUGGAGCUUUGUACUGGGUUGAAGGAGGAUAAGAAAGCAGGGGGGUUACUUUUCACCAAUUGUCAUGAUAAUUGUUGUACAUAGAGAAAUAAGGAAAAAUCCUGCUGUUAUUUCCGCUGGAUGGAACUCAGUAAAAAGGUUACACUCUGAGUCUGGGUAAAUCCUGCUUCUUGCGCUUCAACCAUCCAGAGGAGGCCAGCCAUAUGAACAGGAUGCUGCCUCUGAAGACCCCUGUCUCACCCCUGGGCUACAGCACAGACUAUCUGAAGUUUAGUAGUGACUACAGACAUGGGGAGGUGGGAGGGGCCAGCAGCGCCAGAGGGAUGCGCUCAGCCUCAGAGCUCCGUGAUUUGAUGGACACCUUACAACGCAAGAAGAUCGCCCUGGAGACAAGCCUGAGAGCCAAUGGGGACGCUAGCCCCUCCUACUUCAGUAUGAAACAGUCUCCACCCACCACCACGUCUGUGACCUCACCCACCUCGAUGUGGUCAGCCUAUCAGGAACAGGCUAGGCGCUUCUACGGCUCUGAUCGUCCUCCUCUCUCUGGCAAAGCUGCCGCCCCUCGCUCCCCCUCUCGGCGCUCUGACCCCCCUUCCUCCCGAACUUCCAUGACCCGGAAACAAUCAUACCAAUCACAGGACAGCCUGCUCAUCUCCCCUGGCAAUGGGCGACGCCCACUAAACCCAAACUCCUCCCCCCUGUUGUCGAUGCGGAACUGUGGAGGUUCCUCUAACUCAGUGGCCGGUGGUGAUAGCCUCUCCUCUCCUCCAACCUCAUCCCUCUUUCCAACUAGUGGAGUAGCCAGCAUGCCCUCCAGUCCCCGCCUGGGACUACGAAGCCACGGCAACCAUGAGCCGGUGUCCAGCAACCGAACCAGGAAGUACUCUGCAGGGUCUAUAGGCGGCAUAAUGGAAAGUCACAACUGCACACUGCCCCGCCUCUGCCCCUCAUCAUCACCUCGUUCCCAUGACAACGGAGCCCUGGCCCUGUUUUCCCUCCCCCUAACCUCUAAUCCUCUACGCAACUCCUCCCACAACAAUAGCCAAAACCACACCACAAACAACAACUACAACCAUAACCAAAUGACUAACUUCACCUACAGCCAGGCCCAAAACAUGAACCGGAACCAAGGAGAGGGGGUAGAAUCCAUCUCUCUCUCCAUCCCUGAAUCUCCCACCCAGGCCCCUCCAGACGUGACCUCACCGUCCCUAUCAGGGGGCUCUUCCAGCCCCGGUGUGGCCAAGAUACUCAGCUUCACCUCCACCAGCUCCACCUCCAGCCUUCAGGAGCCAAAGAGGUCAGCCAGCCGAGGAGCCUCCCCUGGACCAGAGCUCUUUCUGGGGGAGAGGCAGAGAGAGCACAGGGGGGUAAGACUGGAGCCUGGGCUAGGAUUAGAGGAACGAAGGCAGUCAUUUGGAAAGGGAGGGGUAGGGCUGGGGGCGGGGUUGAACCCUCCAGGAGGGUUCAGGGUGAGGAGUGGCAGUAUCAGCUCCCUGAGUGGGAAGGAAGAACUGACUGACUACCACCAUCGCCAGAGAGACGAGAGACUACGAGAACAGGAAGUGGAGAGACUGGAACUCCAACGGCUGGAGACCAUCCUGUCUUUGUGUUCAGAGCUGGGGCGAUCGGAGCAGGACAGGGAGAAGAGUGUUGGUUCUAGUCCAGGUACCGGUGCCGGUCUAGCCGAUCUCCAAAAGAUCAACCGGGAACUAGAGAAGCUCCAGGUCUCUGACGACAAAGAGCCAGUAUCAGUCUUCUUCGACUUAACCGUUAACGGAAAUGGUACCGCCUCGGAAAACAAUUAUUAUGGUAAUGACCAGGAGCGUCAGGUCGGACUGCGAUGGAGCAGAGAUCCCCGUGACAACAGGGCGGAAUCACCCGUCGUCACUCUACGAAGCUCUGCCUCCUCGCCCACCCCGCAUCUACCGAGGACCAAUCAGGCGCUGGCGGAGGAGGAGGGACGUCGGAGGAAGGAAGUGACCCGUGUGGAGGAGGAGAGGAUCCAGGUGCUCAACAACAUGGACAAGCUGGAACAGAAGAUCAAAGAACUGGACAACCAGAUGGACGAAUCACUCAGAGAAGUGGAGAUGGAGGGUGCCCUGGUGCAGGCUGAGCAGGAUGCAGAGCUAUCAGCUCUGCAGCAGGAGAGCGAUGCUGUGGAGACACUCAACACCAAGAUGGCCGACAUGGAACAACAGGCACCGGACCAGAAGCCACAGGACUCUGAGGUGCUGGAGGCUGAGACAAAGCGUUUUAAGGACCUGGAAGAGAGUCAUCAUAAUGAGAAGGAGACAAGCACACAACACCUUCUCAGAGAGAUCGUUGACUAUCAACUCAGCACCGUCACACGCAAGGGGAGGCUGGUGACCCUGAAGAAGCAGGCGGACCUGAUUACCCAGCAGGCUCAGCGAGAGAAGGAUAGCUUUCUGAAGGAGAGGACCAACCUGCAGAUGAUGCUGCAGAGGGAGAAAGAGAACCAUGCCUCUCUGGAGAGGAAGUAUGCUGACCUCACAGGUGGGCGGCACUUCCCUCUCAGUCCUAUCAGUCUCAAGGAGGUUCAGCACUUCUGUUCGCUGGAGGAGAGGAAGAGGUUAGUGAAAGAAGGCGGGGCCCACCCGAGUGACACGUUACCCAGGAAGAAGACCACUGUCACCCCUCAGUUGCUUAACAAGCAAUACAGAUACACACCGUCUGCACAAGGGUCAGGCCACCCGGUCCAACAUGUACCUGGACAGUGGCAACGGCCAGACCUACGACACCAUGAGCAUGGACAGCUUGACUCCAUGGACACCAGCAUCUCUGUCUGCUCACCUGACAACGUCUCCUGUGCCAGCACGUCUAAUGUGACCAGACUGGAGGAGAUGGAGCAUCUACUGAGACAGGCCCAGGAAGAGAAGAACCGCCUCAUAGAACACAAGGAGCAAGAGAUGGAGUCGCGCAAACAGGCUCUGGAGGAGGAGAGGAGGAGGGAGCAUCUGGAGAAACGACUGCAGGAGGAGACCAACAGACGACAGAAACUCGUCGACAGGGAGGUGAAACUACGGGAGAAACAGAGAGCACAGGUGAGACUACGGGAGAAACAGAGAGCACAGGUGAGACUACGGGAGAAACAGAGAGCACAGGUGAGACGACGGGAGAAACAGAGAGCACAGGUGAGACGACGGGAGAAACAGAGAGCACAGGUGAGACGACGGGAGAAACAGAGAGCACAGGUGAGACUACGGGAGAAACAGAGAGCACAGGUGAGACUACGGGAGAAACAGAGAGCACAGGUGAGACUACGGGAGAAACAGAGAGCACAGGUGAGACUACGGGAGAAACAGAGAGCACAGGUGAGACUACGGGAGAAACAGAGAGCACAGGUGAGACUACGGGAGAAACAGAGAGCACAGGUGAGACUACGGGAGAAACAGAGAGCACAGGUGAGACUACGGGAGAAACAGAGAGCACAGGUGAGACUACGGGAGAAACAGAGAGCACAGGUGAGACUACGGGAGAAACAGAGAGCACAGGUGAGACUACGGGAGAAACAGAGAGCACAGGUGAGACUACGGGAGAAACAGAGAGCACAGGUGAGACUACGGGAGAAACAGAGAGCACAGGUGAGACUACGGGAGAAACAGAGAGCACAGGUGAGACUACGGGAGAAACAGAGAGCACAGGUGAGACUACGGGAGAAACAGAGAGCACAGGUGAGACUACGGGAGAAACAGAGAGCACAGGUGAGACUACGGGAGAAACAGAGAGCACAGGUGAGACUACGGGAGAAACAGAGAGCACAGGUGAGACUACGGGAGAAACAGAGAGCACAGGUGAGACUACGGGAGAAACAGAGAGCACAGUCCCGUCCUCUGACGCGUUACCUGCCGGUGCGUAAAGAUGAUUUUGACCUGAGGGCCCAUAUAGAGUCAGCGGGCCACAGCGCUGACACCUGUUUCCACCUGUCCCUCACGGAGAAGAUCUGUCGAGGAUUCCUGGUCAAGAUGGGGAGAAAGAUCAAGACCUGGAAGAAACACUGGUUUGUCUUCGACCGCAACCGGCGAACACUCUCCUAUUUCUCAGACAAGCACGAGGCCAAGCUGAAAGGGGUCAUCUAUUUUCAAGCCAUAGAAGAAGUUUACUACGACCACUUAAAGAAGGCACACAAGAGUCCUAACCCAUGUCUGACGUUCAGUGUGAAGACUCAUGACAGGAUCUACUACAUGCUGGCCCCCUCUCCUGAGGCCAUGAGGAUCUGGAUAGACGUUAUCGUCACCGGGGCCGAGGGAUACACUCAGUUCAUGGUGUAGAAGGUGUGAUGUGGCCAGGGUGGAGGGACACACUCAGUUCAUGGUGUAGAAGGUGUGAUGUGGCCAAUGAGAAGGGACACAUCCAGUUGACGCUGUAAGAGUGGUGCUUCGGCAAAAGUGGAAGGAUACGACCAGCGUGCGGUUCCGGGGCCAGGACUAGACCCUUUCUUUUCUCUGUGACUAUAAUGGACGGUUGUUCUUAUUUCUGUAUUUUAUUAUUUGUAAAACUUUUUUCGAAAGAAGAAUUCUCCAACCGCUGCAUUAACUCUCGCCGGUAACUCUACUGGGAUUGGCCAGUGUUUUUAUGCAUCAUUAUGUUGAAAAAGUGAUUGGUUGUUGAUUAGCUAGGGAUGUACAUAGCAACCACAGGAGGCUGGUGACAUGUUAUGAGUCGUCCUCACCUCAGCAGUCUUCACUGGUCGCAACAUGAUGUACUGUAGUAAACAAGCAAAACAGAACAGUCAUUAAACUUCCUGGUUGUAUAGGGAUCAACUUACUGAUAUUUACUCAACCUUUAUGUCCUCUGUUGUGUCCUCCAGUGUAGCCAGAGGUCAAAUCAUCUCUGCAUGGAGUGUCUGGCUAGCCAGGGGUUGAUACGGUAUUGGGCAUUAACCUCUCUGGGAUAUGUGGGACGCUAGCGUCCCAUCUGGCUAAAAGCCAGGGAGAAGGCAGACGCCAAAUUCAAAUAAAUUACUAUACAAAUCAAACUCAUUAAAUCACACAUGCAAGAUAGCAAAUUAAAGCUACACUUGUUGUGAAUCCAGCCAACAUGUCAGAUUUCAAAAAGGCUUUUCGGCGAAAGCAAACGAUGCUAUUAUCUGAGGAUAGCACCUCCGUAAACAGAGAGAGAAACCAUAUAAUAUAUAAUACAUGCCUUACCUUUGACGAGCUUCUUCUGUUGGCACUCCAAUAUGUCCCAUAAACAUCACAAAUGGGCCUUUUGUUCAAUUAAUUCCGUCGAUAUAUAUCCAAAAUGUCAAUUUAUUUGGCGCGUUUGAUCCAGAAAAACACUGGUUCCAACUUGCACAACGUCACUACAAAAUAUCUCAAAAGUUACUUGUAAACUUUGCCAAAACAUUUCAAACUACUUUUUUAAUACAACUAUAGGUAUUUUUUUAAAGUAAAUAAUUUAUAAAAUUGAAGACGGGAUGAUCUGUGUUCAAUACAGGAAGAAAACAAACUGUAGCUUUCUGGUCACGCACCUCUAUCUAACAGUACACUUCAAGUUACCCUCGUUCAAGAUGGCCGUACUUCUUCAUUACACAAAGGAAUAACCUCAACCAAUUUCUAAAGACUGUUGACAUCCAAUGGAAGCGAUAGGAACUGCAAGAAGGACCCUUAGAAAUCUGGAUUCCCAAUGAAAACCCAUUGAAAAUAGUGACCUAAAAAAAAAAAAAAUGUAAAAAAAAAUGUUUUGUCCUCUGGGUUUUGCCUACUAAAUAAGUUCUGUUAUACUCAGACAUGAUUCAAACAGUUUUAGAAACUUCAGAGUGUUUUCUACCCAAUGAUACUAAUAAUAUGCAUAUCUUAUCUUCUGGGGAUGAGUAGCAGGCAGUUGAAUUUGGGCAUGCAUUUCAUCCGGAAGUGAAAAUACUGCCCCCUGUCACCAAGAAGUUACUGUGCUUUUUAACCAUUCAAAAAAAAAAAAAAAAGAAGAAAAAAAACAUUUGAAUGAUAUCAUUGGCUGAUUUUAUCAUGCAUCAUUAUUUCUGCAUACAGAAAAAAAAAGCAAGAACAUAUUGUGCCUUAAAGUGUUUGGUCCUUUUUCUUGAAAAGAGAAUUAUCAUAUGGUAUUGAUUUGUUUUGAUUUGAUUUACCUUCAACAGAGGAGCCAUGUGCUCAGAACCAGCAGUAUCACAUGAGAACCACUAGAGGGUGAUCUUGUCCUGGAUUCAGACUGAAUCCUGGUCCUUUUCUCCAGACACGGUGUAAUAUAUGCCAUUUAAAGGCACAUUGUGUGUGACAGUGUUCACACAGUUACUUCGGGAAUUAGAGACCUUCAACUAAAGUGGUCUGAGAGAGCCUCAGAUAUAAGACACCUGCUAUGAGAAUAUCAAAUAUAAGACACCUGCUAUGACAUCUUUGGCACUGUUUGCUGUUUUAGUUGGCAUUAGCAAGUUCUUGAUGAUUUUGUUUUUUCAUGUGCGUAACACACAUUAAAGUAUCAUGCAAUGAUG
This is a messenger RNA of Oncorhynchus keta (chum salmon), 6868 nucleotides long. Its product is annotated as pleckstrin homology-like domain family B member 2. Gene Ontology annotation, biological process: regulation of microtubule cytoskeleton organization. The record is from RefSeq and is a predicted model, not a curated record. NCBI's taxonomy places the organism in Eukaryota, Metazoa, Chordata, Actinopteri, Salmoniformes, Salmonidae. Gene Ontology annotation, cellular component: basal cortex.